Messenger RNA from Leptonychotes weddellii (Weddell seal), 954 nucleotides. The record is from RefSeq and is a predicted model, not a curated record. NCBI's taxonomy places the organism in Eukaryota, Metazoa, Chordata, Mammalia, Carnivora, Phocidae.
AUGGGCUGCACACCUAAUGCUUCACAUUCUCCAGUCUUCUUGCUCCUUGGGUUCUCAAAAGCUAGAGUCUCCCCAGGUCUCCUUUUCUUCCUGUUCCUGGCUAUUUACCUGGUCACCAUAAUAGGGAACAUGACUCUAAUGCUGCUUAUCUCCAGGGACUCCAGGCUCCACUCACCUAUGUAUUAUCUGCUCCGUGGUCUCUCCAUGAUAGACAUGGGGCUGUCCACAGUCACCCUGCCCCAGUUGUUGGCCCAUCUGGUCUCUAAUUACCCAGCCAUUUCUGCUGCCCGCUGCUUGGCCCAGUUCUUUUUCUUCUAUGCAUUUGGAGUUACGGAUACACUUGUUAUUUCUGUCAUGGCUCUAGAUCGUUACGUGGCCAUCUGUAAUCCCCUACACUACCAUUCAGUGAUGAAUCGCCAACUCUGUGCCUUCUUACUGGCCUUGAGCUGGGUGGUGUCUAUAGUGCACACCAUGCUGCAUGUGGGACUUCUCUUGCCUCUUUACUGGGCUGGGGAUGCUGAGGGCAAUGUUAAACUUCGCCAUUUCUUUUGUGACCACCGACCACUUCUGCGAGCCUCUUGCUCUGACAUACGUUCCAAUGAGCUGGCCAUAUUCUUGGAGGGUGGCUUCCUCAUGCUAGGUCCCUGUGCCCUCAUUGUACUCUCCUAUGCUCGCAUUGGGGCCACCAUCCUACGUUUGCCUUCAGCUGCUGGUCGCCACCGUGCAGUCUCCACCUGUGGAUCCCACCUCACCAUGGUUGGCUUCCUCUAUGGCACCAUCAUUUGGGUCUACUUCCAGCCUCCUUCCCAGAACUCUCAGGAAAAGGACAUGGUGGCUGCUGUGACGUACACUGCCAUUACCCCUUUGGCCAACCCUUUUGUGUACAGCCUCCGCAACAAGGAUGUCAAGAGUGCACUUCACAGGCUGCUUGGACGGGGGAGGGCGGACUCCUGA